This is a messenger RNA of Anopheles funestus (African malaria mosquito), 3451 nucleotides long. RefSeq names its product nociceptin receptor-like. The record is from RefSeq and is a predicted model, not a curated record. The coding region runs from base 1499 to 3439 and encodes 646 amino acids. NCBI's taxonomy places the organism in Eukaryota, Metazoa, Arthropoda, Insecta, Diptera, Culicidae. Gene Ontology annotation, molecular function: peptide binding; somatostatin receptor activity. Gene Ontology annotation, biological process: G protein-coupled receptor signaling pathway. The transcript has a single exon. Gene Ontology annotation, cellular component: neuron projection; membrane.
GUUCAGUUCGCGUUUGAACGCGCUAGUGAACGGUCGGGAAAAUAUUCUCACACAUUUUGGAAUAUUUGUGGCGAACGUGUAUACGAAAGAGUGUCUAUUGGGUGUUGAAUUGAAUCAAGCACCAAAAAAAAACAGCGCAAUUCGAAAGAGAAUAACAAAAAAAACAUUCUCACAAGCAGCUUGAUCGACAGUGUGCAGGUGUUCCUUUCAAUUUACGGGUAGUACGGUUCAAACAAAUAAACGCUACUACCGUACUGGCAGGUGCAGAUCACAUCACACAUUAGACCACUGCCCGGGAAAAGCGCAUUCGGAAAGAUGAGUUAUGAAUUAAACACACCGAAAGGUGUGUAAACAAGGAGCGAUUUAAAUUCCAUACCCUCCGUGAGUGGUGAGUGAGUUUGUCCGUCUUCGUGCAAAACGGCGUGGCGAACGGUAAUAAAACCAGCUUCCUACCCGGGCGGUCCCAAACUGUUUGUUUAUGGAGCAUCCUGCUGCUGCUGGAGUAGCUUCUGCAGUUUGUUUGCCUCCCAACGGGUCAAAAUGAUUCAAUAGCAAGACCGACAUUCUGCUAAUGCAGGUGAAACGAUACACACAGUGGGGUCCGUCUGACGGUAAACCCGGUGCGAUAGGAAGCGAAUCACGUCAUAUUGUAUCGAUACCACCACCGUCUUCGAUCGGACGGAAAUGUGAAUGCCGUGGUAGACAUUUUAAUGAGAUUCGGACCAAUUUUACGCCUGUCGUGUGUUGGUUAGCUAAAAAUAAUACACAUCUCGCGUAAGCUUCCGAUCGGACUCAGUUGACUUCUGUUGACAAGGGGGAAAAAAACAGUGACAGUACUUACUUGAUUUAAGCCGUGUCCGGGAAGGAAGAUGUGCUCAGCAAGUUAGCAACAAUGUUCGUGUGUGGAUCUUCUGGAUACGUUUCGGUUGUGGAUUCGCAUCUGAAAAAUAAUAUUCCUUAGAGUGGCGACGACAAGAGCGGAGCAAUUUUUGAAUAAAUUUAAGUGUUGAAGGCAGUACCUGUUUGUCUGUUGACGUCCCGGUGCAAAGGGCCCGUUUGCUAUGCUUGUAGCGUAUGUGAGUUGAAACAGAACUCACCCCCAUUCCGGUUCAGUGUUGAAGAUACAGAUACGGUGUUAUCACGAUAUAUACACAAAAAAAAUCGGAAUGAAAACUGUCCGCUUAGUGAACACGUGAACACAUCUAAUCGAAAGUGACUGUGCGGCUCGGCUUGUGUGCCCCGUCAUGUGAAGUAACGUAGGAUUGGAACACUGUUGUAGCGAGUCAAAUUGGAACUGGGACACAACACUCUCGGUGUCACCUCGCAUUCCCAUUGCGCUGUCCAGCUCACCGUACCGAAGACGCGGCCAGAAAGCUAGCAAACGGCGUGUAGGUGUUUCGGAAAAAAGGACAUGCUUUUUUGCGGUGGAAUAAAUUAGAAAACCACUGCACGGUACGCGCACCGGCAAUACCAGGAAGCUGACCGUUCCGGUACAACCAUGGACUGGAACGGAACGACCAGCGGUACAGUUGAUCUGCUAGUGUCCGCCGGUACAGUUGCCCUAUCGACGUUGGCACCGGCCCCGACGGCCGUACCACCGGAUCUUAACCCAUCCACGGGGAUGUCAACUACCGGAACGGAUACCACCAGCAUGACAGCUUCCGUGAGCGAUAUAACGAUAGCGACCGCCGCACACUACCACGGUGGCAUACCGUUUCCUUCCGAGCUGCUAACCUUCCUGCGGCAGACCACCACGAUCGCUACGUCCUCUUCUGCCUCCUCCUCGAUGCCUUCGCUGGGUGUUACGAAUUUUUCCACCUUUCUCAGCAACAUCACACUUCGGGCGCUAACAGCAUCGGCUGGCGGUGGUGGUGUUGCGGGUCCAGGUGGAACAAGUUCGGCCGAGUUCACCGCAAAUCUGUCACGCCGUUUCCCGCACCAUCCGUUCUUCAGUACCUUCUUCAAUGAUUCCGCACUCGACAUCUGUCCCUCGAUCCAGAUGCCGGUUGGGAAUGUGAUUUCGAUGAUUCUGUACGCGUUGGUCGCUAUCGUGGGUUUGUUCGGUAACACGCUCGUUAUCUAUGUGGUGUUGCGCUUCUCCAAGAUGCAAACCGUCACCAACAUGUACAUCCUGAAUCUGGCCAUCGCUGAUCAGUGCUUUCUGAUCGGCAUACCGUUCCUGAUCACGACGAUGCACCUUGGCGAGUGGACGUUCGGCAAUGCGAUGUGCAAAGCGUACAUGGUAUCGACCUCGAUCACACAGUUCACGUCGUCCAUCUUUCUGUUCAUCAUGUCGGCCGAUCGGUACAUUGCUGUGUGCCAUCCGAUCUCGUCACCGCGCUUCCGGACGCCACUCGUGUCGAAGGUGGUGUCCGCGAUCGCGUGGACCGCAUCCGCACUCAUCAUGCUGCCGGUAAUGCUGUACGCGAACACGAUCCGCCGGGAAAAGGACAAGAUGUCGUGCAACAUUAUGUGGCCCUCGGAGACGGGCGCUAACUCCGGUUCCACCUUUACGCUGUACUCGCUCAUACUCGGAUUCGCGAUACCGCUCACGUUGAUACUUAUGUUUUACUAUCUCGUCAUCCGGAAGCUGCGUACGGUUGGGCCGAAAUCGAAAUCGAAAGAGAAGAAACGAUCCCACCGGAAGGUGACGAAGCUGGUCCUGACGGUGAUUACCGUGUACGUGCUCUGCUGGUUACCGUACUGGAUUUCACAGGUAGCGCUCAUUAACUCACCACCGGACAUUUGUAAGUCGCGGCUAGAGAUAACCGUGUUUGUGCUGGUGAGCUGGCUCGGUUACAGCAACUCCGCCAUGAAUCCGAUUCUGUACGCCUUUCUGAGUGAUAACUUUAAGAAAAGCUUCCUGAAAGCGUGUACCUGCGCCAAGGGUAAGGAAAUUAACGCACAGCUGCAGAUUGAGAAUAGCUUUUUCCCUCGUUUCGGUCGUAAUCGUGGCUCGGAGCGUGGUAAUUCUACCAAAGUUUUGCAGUCGAAUAAUCGGCCCAACAACCGAACAGGACUGCCGGAUGCUCAGGGCAAUCUGCCGCAACAGCAGCAACAUCAGCAGCAGCACCAGCAGCAGCAUCAGGCGCAACAUCAAUCCAACGAUGCUCUCGCCAACAAUAACAAUGUUAGCAAUGUGAACAAUAACAGCUCGCAGGCAGGUACGGCUAAUGGGAAAAGGGCCGGUUUCCAGAACGGUUCAUCCACCGUACCGUACGGUGGUAUGAGCUCGGAUCAAGGCUCCAUCGUGCGUGGAUGUGGCCCAUCAACGAGCGUAACGACCAUCCAAUCCUCGUCCGCUCGUCCAUCCACCGAUCUGCCGCCAGCCGGUGCACCGAUAGUGCCAAUAUCGAGCCGUGCACUGGACAGUGGUAACGAUGGUUCACCGGUGCCCGGUUUCUGUGGCCGGCCGCCCGUACUCCACACGGACCUGUAAAACGUCAACAAC